Messenger RNA from Leptopilina heterotoma, 5122 nucleotides. RefSeq lists its product as uncharacterized. The transcript is spliced from 15 exons. Gene Ontology annotation, biological process: mitotic spindle assembly checkpoint signaling; protein phosphorylation; meiotic sister chromatid cohesion, centromeric. The record is from RefSeq and is a predicted model, not a curated record. NCBI's taxonomy places the organism in Eukaryota, Metazoa, Arthropoda, Insecta, Hymenoptera, Figitidae. The coding region runs from base 433 to 4830 and encodes 1465 amino acids. Gene Ontology annotation, molecular function: protein kinase activity; ATP binding.
AUAAUAUUCUACGUUGGCUUUUGGCCUCUACUUGCUUUGUUACUAUAGAAACAUUAAAGAGAAAUUCUACUAAAAUUGUUCAUUUUUUAGUAAAAAAAAAAAAAUUAGUUGUUUAGUUGUGUACACGAAAAUCAAGUUGAAACUUGAAAAAAUUUUGACAUUUAACAUUGUUAAGAAUUGAGAAAAAAAAUUCGCGUUUAAAAAUAUUGCCAAUCCUCAAGUUUUGAAACACCGUUGAGCAGAAGACAAGAAUCAGCCGUUUAUCGAUGAUGGCUUGAUGGCCGUUGAUGAAUCUACCUAACCUAUUCUCGGCGUCCUUAUUGCAAUUACUCUAAGCAAAUUUUUUAUAAAAAAAUCUCUGGUGUAUUCGAACACUGCUAUCAUUGAUAUUAUGUCAAGAAUUGGUGACUGUAUAGACUUAAAAUAUUUAUAAUGGAUCCAGCGACAGUGAUAGCUCUUUGCAAAGAAAAUAUACAACCUUUACGACAUGGUCGGAAUGUUGCACAGUUGGGCACUGCACUCCGAGCACAGGAAGAUGCUGAAGCUCAACAAUUAUUAUUACAAGAACGACAAGUGCACGAAGAGGCAAUUAAAAAUUACGUUGGCGAUGAUCCUUUAGAAAAUUGGUACGACUACAUACUUUGGAUGGAACAAAGUUAUCCAAAAAGUGGACAAGAAUCUCAUAUUAGUAGACUAUUACAGGAAUGCCUUGCGGCUUUUGAAAAAGAAACAAAAUAUCACCAGGACAGAAGAUAUAUUCGCUUAUGGAUCAAUUAUAUAAGUAUGCAAAAGAACCCAAUAGAGUUAUAUCAACUAUUACAUAAUAAUGGAAUUGGAACCAUGGUGGCUGAUAUGUAUAGAGCUUGGGCUUUUGAAUUGGAGCAAAUAGAAGACUAUAAACGAGCAGACGAAGUUUACCUUAUGGGCUUAACUACUCGAGCCGAACCACUUGAUGAAUUGGAUUGUGCUCACAAAAACUUUCAAUUGGCCGUAGCACGUAAGAUGCUCGGCAGAUCGGAAGGACAUGAAGUGUCUUUUACCGAACAACGUCAAGCCUUCAGUUCGUUAAAAGCAAUAAAAGUUGGGAGAAAAGUCGGUAGUGUGAGAACUGGUCAUCGCAUUCAUGGUCAUAUGCCAGGUGUAAUACCACAAAGUGACGCAACCAGUCACAGCACGAACCAGAAUUCUAGAGUACAAAUAUAUCAGGAUGACGCACUUAGUAAUGAUGGAAAAGGCUCCAGUAUUUUGGUUCAUGUGCCUGUUGAAGCAAAUAUACAUAAGGAAAACACUCUUAAACCUGGUCCGUGGAACGCUGGCUUCAAAAAGUGUCCUUUAAUAUCAUCCAGUGUCAAGACAUCUUUUAAAGUUCACGAAGAUCAACCAGAUGAUGACUUUAGUUUAGAAAAAGUGAAACUGUUUCCAAAUCAUACUCCAUUUUACGAUGGCAGUAAAUACGAGGAAUAUCCUAAGGUUCCAGUUUACGUGUCGGAUCCACCAAAUUCUAAUGUGAUACUGAAACCACACUACCCCAAAGAAUUAGUAUACGCUAAUAAUAUCGAUCGAAGUAUGGAAGAAAUCAGGGCUCAGCAAUAUCUCGAGAGAAAUGCUAAUUUCAAAAAAGAUAGCAGCUUGAAUAUUGACGUAAAAAAUUCUUCAACACGCUACUCCAACAGAUGCGAGCAAUCAUUCAAGCAGCAUCAUCAUCAAAUGUCCCAAAGUCAACUUGGUCAACAAGAAAUAAACAGAAGCGAACUAUCAGUCCAACAGGAGAUGCAUCAUCAGCUUUACAGUAGAGGAAAGCAUCAGCUUCCAAAUCAAGGACAGAAACUCGAGCAACUUGAGAUAGCGAGACAUCACAGUGAUCAUCUAAAUCACGAAAGACAACAACGGGAAGAAUUAUCACGACUCAGAUACGAAUCGGAACAGCUCGAAUUCAAGAGACUAGAGGCUGAAAGAUUAGAGCAGCAGAGAUACGAAGCCGAAAAACAAGAAUACAAAAGACUAGAAGCGGAGAGGCUAGAAGCUGAGAGAAUAGAAGCUGAGAGAAUGGAGGCCGAGAGGAUGGAAGUUCAAAGAAUAGAAGCCGAGAGAAUGGAAGCUGAAAGAAUGGAAGUUCAGAGAAUAGAAGCUGAGAGGAUAGAAGCCGAGAGAAUAGAAGCUGAGAGAAUCGAAGCGCAGAGAAUGGAAGCGGAAUUAAGAAGACAGCAGAAGUUACAGUCUUCCAGUUUUUUGAAUCAACAAUCUUCUAGCACCGCGUCUGAAGAACACCUAUUGGGUCAGAGUUUGACAGUGAAUACGAAGGAAGCAAUGUCCGCUGUUCAAGAAUUGUGGCAAUCGCCAAACACCAGCAAUAACAGUCCAAUGAUCAGCAGACCCCUGGAUCACAGAAUGGCGGAUACAAGGGAGAAACUAUCGUUUAAUAUUCAUAUGGACAGCUCCAUGACACAACACGCCAUGUCCACCAGUAAACACCACCAGGGAUAUAGUGUACCGAUACAAACAUACAAUGAUCAGGAAAAUAAUCAAGUUUACCACAGUCCCUUCACAAGUCAAGAGCAUCAAUCUUUCGGAGGUCACGCUGUACACAAUCCAUAUCAUUAUCAAGUGCAACAUAUGGGAACACAUCAACAAGGAAUUCAACCUCAUCUGCAAUCGCACGUUCAGCAACAUCAGUUACAGACAUCGAUACACCAGCCACACAUUCAUCAUACAUCUCACAUGCAGUCCCCACAUCAACAACACAUGGAACAACAUUUACACGUUCAGCCUCAGCACAAUCAAGCUCAACUGCUUCCCUCACAUCACAUUCACAUGCAACACCACACAUCUCACAUUCAGUCAUUACACGACACGUCCCAACACAUGCAGCACAUGGAGCAUCAACAGCAUCAACAACAUCACAUGUACGGCAACGUAGUUGCCAAUAUGGGGUAUCAGCAAUAUUCUCCGGCCUUGCAAUCGCCGCUGCCGUCCAUCGAACCUCAGAAACAGUUGCACUUCUCGCCCUACACGGAUCCAGAGUCGGAGUCUAACAAGUCUUACAAGAUGCCUACCGAAUUGCCGUACAUAAAGUCGCCUGGUAUGAACAGACGGGACUUGAAGUUCCUGGAAAGCGCUGAGAAUAAGGAGAACGCAUUAUGUGUUGAGUACAAUGGUCCUGUUGAGGAGAAUAUGGUGAAGCAGGAAGAAAAUUUGUAUGAGGAUGAAACACUUGGUACUGCACCAUUGGCGGUGGAGAAUGAAACGUGCAUUACAGAGGCAUUCAAUACACAUCUCACCAGUUCAACACCGAUUAAUCACUUUAAAGAGUCCUACAGAGUUAAGGAACGACAUCAGUUGCAUGGAGAUGGUGGCCCUCCUCCAACGAUACCAGAGGUUCAAGUUGCGGAUACCGAUGACAAGCUAAGUGUCAUCAUGGAGUCAACGAAAGAAUAUAUUUCCAGCAGUUCAGGAAGUAGCAUGCACACUCGAACAACGACAUUAGGUUUCACAUUGACGCGAGAAGACCUUGGAACCAUUAAAGAAACAUCUAGUCCAGGUUUAUUGUCGAAUGAUACUUUACUAGCAGCGAAUCAAACCUAUGAUCAAAACAUGAGAGCUAAAAUUCAAGCAGUUCAUGCUCAAAGUCCACGAACUGUUCAACGGAACGUCGAUCAAAUAACAUCGGAAAUUCAAAUUAAUUGCGAUCUUAAAAAAUCAAUUAAUUUCAAUUUGAAUAAUGAACCUUACAAUAACGAAAUAAGUGAUGAAAAAGUCAAUACAAUGGAAUAUGAGGAGCAAGAACCAAUGGAAGAAGUGGAAGAAGAAGUUUUUGAAUUACCAGAGGGUAAUAUUAAUCCAUUUGAUAAGAAUUUAAUCGCUGGCCUGUUGAGAAAAAUCAAGUUCCCACAAUCUCAACAUGCGGAAGGUUACGUAAGAUUGAACUGCAAUUUAAAUAAAUUUGUGCCUUCCACUAUGAUUACGCUUGGAAAUCAAGCAUAUGACUUGGAUAAGUGCCUUGGAAAAGGAACGUAUGGAAAAGUUUUUAAAGCCGUAGAUUUACAAACAAGACAAACCGUUGCCCUUAAAACUCAAAAACCUGCUUGGGUUUGGGAGUUCUAUAUUGCUCGAGAAAUUAAGGCUCGUCUUACGAAUCCUUACAUGUUACGUGGAUUUAUGGACAUUCAAACUGCCUAUGUUGCUGAUAAUAGUAGUGUUUUAGUUUCUGAAUACUCGAAAUAUGGAACUCUCUUAUCAGUGACUAAUCAGGUGAAAGUAGCGACAGGAAAGCCACUACACGAAGCUCUAGCAAUAUUUUUCACUAUUGAAAUGUUACAUAUUGUCGAAUAUUUACAUAAAUGUCAAAUUAUACAUGGAGAUAUUAAGCCAGACAAUUUUCUUCUCAUGCAUUUGCCAACGGAAGAUGCAAGACCGACAAUUCAGUUGAUUGACUUUGGAUGUAGUAUUGACAUGAGUCAGUUCCCAGAGAAUACAAAAUUCAUGCAAGUCAUUAAGACCGAAGAAUUUACUUGCAUUGAAAUGCAAACAGGAAAACCGUGGACUUAUCAGACUGAUCUGUAUUGUCUAGCUGCUUCUAGUCAUUGUCUACUUUUCGGUAGUUACAUGCGUGUUUCAAAUUCAGGAGGUCGCUGGUUUAUAAACUCCAAAAUUCCCAGAUAUGCCAAAAGGGACGCCUGGGAAAAAUAUUUUACGGACCUUUUAAACAUUGAGUCUUGUGAUCGAAUGCCAGACUUACCUAAAUUGAGAAACAUAAUGGAAGAAGCUCUGAGUAAGGUGUCGGAACGCCUAGCGAAAAUUAGAAGUUUUUGCAAUGUCCUUAAUAAUCGAUAACGCUUACUCAAUUCCAGCAAAGUUAUCGAUGCCUGAAGGUAUACACACAGAUUUAGAAAAGAACCAACACUUAUAAAUUAAUUAAAAUGACAUUAUCAUACUAUUUAUUACAUAGUUUAUAAUCAUAUUCCCGUCUAGUUGCACAUAAUUAGACGUAGACGUUCGGCCUGCUUCGUGGAAGCCCCAAAUGUUACUUUUCAGAAAUUGUUACAAAAAUCUUGUUAAAUUACAUAUUUUCUCGGUAUUAUACCAGAAAAAAAGUGUUAUUAAUAUAAAACUUUGAUCAACUGAA